GGAUGGCCCCGUUGAGUAUCUAUAUACUUACUACUACUUACUAGAUAGUCACUAGUGGAUCGAGAUGUUUUGCAUCAUGGUUGCUGAUCAUCAAUCAGUCUGGAUUUGAGGUGCAUUGCUGAGUCUGGGGAUUUCCCCGAAGAACCUCCGGAAUUCGACGAGACACAGCUAUCUAGGUAGCUCCCAACGCGUUGGACUGUGGCGUCAAUGAAUUGCAUCUCGCCCAUACUGCAGCCAUCGCGGCUUUAUUCCGGACCUUGAUCUUCUCAGUCGGGGUCGAUAACGAUCUAGUAUUUAGCCGAAGGAACCAGUGUCUCUGGAAACCGUUCUCCCAGUUCGAAUGUAAUAUCUAUCCGAUCUGAUGGAUCAGAAAGUUCCCCACUCGGAUGAUGCCCAGCAAUGGCGCCCAUCUUACCAUAUCACCGCCCCCCGCGGGUGGCUGAAUGACCCGUGCGGUCUAGGAUAUGAUUCUGCAACUGGUCUCUACCACCUGUCGUUUCAAUGGAACCCGAAAGGCAACGAUUGGGGAAAUAUCUCGUGGGGAUGUUGUGUUUCUACGGAUCUGCUGACCUGGAAGAUAUUUCCAGAGCCGUGCCUGGAGCCCAGCACCGAGUACGAUCGCUGUGGCGUGUUUACAGGGUGUCUCCAGCCAACGGCUGUGAAUGGGGCUCCAAAUGCCCUCACUGUUGUAUACACAUCCGUGGGGCAUCUCCUGAUCCACUAUACGCUGCCAUAUGUGCCUGGAUCUGAGUCGGUUAGUCUGGCCACUUCACAGGACCAGGGCAAGACAUGGCAGCGCCUUGAUUGCAACCCCGUUCUACUACGCCCUCCUACAACCCUCACGGUAACAGGCUGGAGAGAUCCGUUUAUUGGCCGUUGGCAAAUCAUGCCCGAACAACCUGGGGCCUCUGAUCUCUGCGGGUUCAUCUCGGGGGGUAUCACCGGAAAGACCCCGACAGCAUUCGCAUACUCGAUAAAUCCCCACGACCUACGCCAAUGGACGUACUUGGGACCGCUGGUCCACGUUGGGCUUAAUUUCCGACCAUCUCGAUGGUCUGGCGAUCUUGAGGUCAACUGGGAGGUCGUUAACUGGGUACCCAUGACAGAUGAUGAGAGUACCACCAGAUAUUUCAUACUAAUGGGGGCCGAGGGAUGCUUGGUAUCGGGAAAAUAUGGAAAAAGAAUACCUCGGGCACAGCUGUGGAUGUCCAUCAAGCCCUGCUCUAGAGCUCAACAACACAGCGCCACCGAUGCUCUAUCGACCUAUGCGUUUUCGGGGAUCUUUGAUCACGGGUGCUGUUAUGCGGCGAAUAGCUUCUGGGAUCCCAUCACAGCUCAGCAUAUCGUCUAUUGCUGGAUUACAGAAGAAGACCUACCGGAUGAUCUUCGACACCAACAAGACUGGAGCGGCAUAUUGUCUAUCCCCCGGGUAGCAAAGUUGACAACUCUGCACCAUGUAAGGCGAGCUCGGCAUUCUGAGCUGAGUGCCAUCACCUCCAUAGAGACUCAAAGAGAGACAAAGCAUACCUCUACCGUUCGAACACUGGGCAUUCGGCCGGAUCCACGGCUCGAGGGCCUUCGGAACGAGAAAAACAGAAUUCAUGUUGAUAGUCUCACUUUAGAAAAACACGGUGACUACACCUCUCCAUUCGACACCCAUCUUUCUCUGAUGACAUCGAGAUGGGAAGUCCACGCCGAGUUUUCCGUCAGUACGCAGUGCAGUGCAGUGGGGCUUGAAAUCCAACAUGGCGGUAACGCGCAGCACCGCACCAUCCUCUUUUGGGAACCAUCUAGUGAAACCUUUACCAUCCAACGGCCUCCGCCCCACGACUCCCGCAUCAACCACGACCCCGAGUCCGCUCCGCAUACACUAUUCACCUUCGAGACCCUGUCAGGAGAGCAGGGGGAGGAGACACUACGUAUCCAUGCGUUCUGGGACACAAGCGUGCUGGAAGUCUUCGUGAAUGAGCGGACCGUCAUCUCUACUCGGAUCUAUAUUUUACCUGACCAGGCCCGCUGCUCUGGACUGCGUUUCUUUGCCGAGGGUGAGACAGGCUCUCCGCCAGCCGUGCUUUUGCAGGCAGACGGAUGGGACGGGCUGGGUGUCAGUCAAUAGCCAGCUCUCAUUGAUCCAGCACCGCCCCGGAGUAACGAUCCGACGCGCGAGCAAGCACAUUAUCGGAGGCCCAUAAUGUAUUAUUGUACAUAGUUGUUUCCCCGAGAGUUGAAUUAGCG
This is a messenger RNA of Aspergillus sclerotioniger CBS 115572, 2235 nucleotides long. RefSeq names its product glycoside hydrolase family 32 protein. The transcript is spliced from 3 exons. The coding region runs from base 362 to 2116 and encodes 584 amino acids. The record is from RefSeq and is a predicted model, not a curated record. NCBI's taxonomy places the organism in Eukaryota, Fungi, Ascomycota, Eurotiomycetes, Eurotiales, Aspergillaceae. Gene Ontology annotation, molecular function: sucrose alpha-glucosidase activity. Gene Ontology annotation, biological process: sucrose catabolic process.